Molecule: messenger RNA, 1788 nt
Organism: Procambarus clarkii (red swamp crayfish)
Lineage: Eukaryota; Metazoa; Arthropoda; Malacostraca; Decapoda; Cambaridae
Source: RefSeq, a predicted model, not a curated record
AUGGGGCCCAGACACCACCCUAGGGGCCACGCCAAGAGGAACCACGGCAAGAGAAACCACGGCAAGACGAUCAAGCUGCCCUGUACGCCAGCCCUCGCAGCCCUGUACGCCAGCCUUCGCAGCCCUGUACGCCAGCCCUCGCAGCCCUGUACGCCAGCCCUCGCAGCCCUGUACGCCAGCCCUCGCAGCCCUGUACGCCAGCCCUCGCAGCCCUGUACGCCAGCCCUCGCUGCCCUGUACGCCAGCCCUCGCUGCCCUGUACGCCAGCCCUCGCUGCCCUGUACGCCAGCCCUCGCAGCCCUGUACGCCAGCCCUCGCUGCCCUGUACGCCAGCCCUCGCAGCCCUGUACGCCAGCCCUCGCUGCCCUGUACGCCAGCCCUCGCAGCCCUGUACGCCAGCCCUCGCAGCCCUGUACGCCAGCCCUCGCAGCCCUGUACGCCAGCCCUCGCAGCCCUGUACGCCAGCCCUCGCAGCCCUGUACGCCAGCCCUCGCUGCCCUGUACGCCAGCCCUCGCAGCCCUGUACGCCAGCCCUCGCAGCCCUGUACGCCAGCCCUCGCAGCCCUGUACGCCAGCCCUCGCAGCCCUGUACGCCAGCCCUCGCUGCCCUGUACGCCAGCCCUCGCUGCCCUGUACGCCAGCCCUCGCUGCCCUGUACGCCAGCCCUCGCUGCCCUGUACGCCAGCCCUCGCUGCCCUGUACGCCAGCCCUCGCAGCCCUGUACGCCAGCCCUCGCAGCCCUGUACGCCAGCCCUCGCAGCCCUGUACGCCAGCCCUCGCAGCCCUGUACGCCAGCCCUCGCAGCCCUGUACGCCAGCCCUCGCUGCCCUGUACGCCAGCCCUCGCUGCCCUGUACGCCAGCCCUCGCUGCCCUGUACGCCAGCCCUCGCAGCCCUGUACGCCAGCCCUCGCUGCCCUGUACGCCAGCCCUCGCAGCCCUGUACGCCAGCCCUCGCUGCCCUGUACGCCAGCCCUCGCAGCCCUGUACGCCAGCCCUCGCUGCCCUGUACGCCAGCCCUCGCAGCCCUGUACGCCAGCCCUCGCUGCCCUGUACGCCAGCCCUCGCUGCCCUGUACGCCAGCCCUCGCAGCCCUGUACGCCAGCCCUCGCAGCCCUGUACGCCAGCCCUCGCAGCCCUGUACGCCAGCCCUCGCUGCCCUGUACGCCAGCCCUCGCAGCCCUGUACGCCAGCCCUCGCAGCCCUGUACGCCAGCCCUCGCAGCCCUGUACGCCAGCCCUCGCUGCCCUGUACGCCAGCCCUCGCAGCCCUGUACGCCAGCCCUCGCUGCCCUGUACGCCAGCCCUCGCAGCCCUGUACGCCAGCCCUCGCUGCCCUGUACGCCAGCCCUCGCUGCCCUGUACGCCAGCCCUCGCAGCCCUGUACGCCAGCCCUCGCAGCCCUGUACGCCAGCCCUCGCAGCCCUGUACGCCAGCCCUCGCUGCCCUGUACGCCAGCCCUCGCAGCCCUGUACGCCAGCCCUCGCUGCCCUGUACGCCAGCCCUCGCUGCCCUGUACGCCAGCCCUCGCUGCCCUGUACGCCAGCCCUCGCAGCCCUGUACGCCAGCCCUCGCUGCCCUGUACGCCAGCCCUCGCAGCCCUGUACGCCAGCCCUCGCAGCCCUGUACGCCAGCCCUCGCAGCCCUGUACGCCAGCCCUCGCUGCCCUGUACGCCAGCCCUCGCAGCCCUGUACGCCAGCCCUGUACGCCAGCCCUCGAAGCCCUGUACGCCAGCCCUGUACGCCAGCCCACGCAUGAAGACAAACCACAGUGUAACAGCACCAACCUAG